Musa acuminata subsp. malaccensis (wild Malaysian banana) is the source of this 1187-nucleotide messenger RNA. RefSeq lists its product as uncharacterized. The record is from RefSeq and is a predicted model, not a curated record. Gene Ontology annotation, molecular function: RNA binding. Gene Ontology annotation, cellular component: chloroplast. Lineage: Eukaryota; Viridiplantae; Streptophyta; Magnoliopsida; Zingiberales; Musaceae.
GUUUCCAUUUCCCGAACGCCGAGUCGAUCCGAAAUGGCCUCAUCCCUUCUUCGCUUCCCUCUACCCCGCCCUCACUCCUCUCUCCUUCUCUCCUCUUCCUCUAUCCCCCACAAGCUCUCCUCCCCUCUCCUCCUCCCCUUCUCCUCUCCAUCCUCAUCUUCCUCUCCUCGUCUCCUUCUCUCUAGCUACCAUCGCCUCUUCUCCUCGCUUUCCCAUUCGCCGCCGCCGCCUCCUCAUCCUCUCCACCUCCAGAGCGACCUCCGAGGUCAAGAUUCCGACUUCGAGGACCCAGAAGAAGAUGAUUCCCAUGAAGAAUCCGAACUCGAGAACGAGGCGGGGGAGGAUACGGGACCGGUCGUUGCCGUUCCGUUGCCGCGGUUGCCAUCGCCGAAGCUGAGCAUUAAGGAGAAGAAGGAGCUGGCAUCGUACGCCCACGGCCUGGGAAAGAAGCUCAAGUCCCAGCAGGUCGGUAAGUCGGGUGUGACUCCCUCCGUGGCCGCCGCCUUCGUCGAGACUCUGGAGGCCAAUGAGCUCCUCAAGCUAAAAGUACAUGGAAGCUGUCCAGGAGAGCUAAGUGAUGUGAUAAAACAACUUGAGCAGGCAACUGGAUCAGUUGUUGUGGGACAGAUUGGCCGUUCAGUCAUUCUCUAUAGGCCUAGCCUUAGCAAGAUGCAAAAGAAAGAAGCUCAGAAUACCAGGAAUACCUGGAAUGCAAAGUCUCCGAAACCCGUUGGCACCUCCAAAAUGCAAAGGAAACGGAAAGUGUUUGCUCGUAGCAGCAGAUAAAGCCAUGCCCCUUCUCUGAUGUAUCUGUUGGAGAGUUCAUCUGGCAGCACCAACCGUGUAAUUCACCAAAAUAUCUGUCGAAAACCAUGUCGCUAGCAAGUUUAUGUAUAUGCUUUCUGGUUGACACAGGAUGGAUAUGGGUUUGGAGACAGGAUGUGAGAGAAGUGAUGUGAACUUCAAAUGUAUGCAAUGGAUUGAGCAUAUUCUGUGUCUGCACCCUGGAGUGCUUAUCAAAACAUGAUUUUAAGCCUCCAUCCCUAUUCCGUAUUGAUCACAGAUAUGUACAACUUCUAUUUUUUUUUCUUUCUUUUUCCUCCUUUCUCUCAGCUUGGGGAGACUUUUGGAAAAUAGUCUUCACUUUGUCAAUGAGCAUGGUGUUCUUGAAUACAUAUUUUAGCUUA